AUGCUCCUUGCUUGGUUACUCUAUCCCGUACUUGCACUGGGAAGUGCUCUUCCCGAGAAGAAGACAGAUGUUUCCACGUACACAAACCCAGUUCUUCCAGGAUGGCACUCUGACCCGUCGUGCAUCCAGAAAGAUGGCCUGUUCCUCUGCGUCACAUCAACUUUCAUCUCUUUCCCCGGCCUGCCCAUCUAUGCCUCUAAGGACCUGAUCAACUGGCGUCUUAUCAGCCAUGUGUGGAACCGCGAGAAGCAACUUCCAGGAAUCAGCUGGAAAACUCAGGGACAGCAGGAGGGAAUGUAUGCCGCGACUAUUCGAUUUCACAAGGGCUUUUACUAUGUCAUCUGCGAGUAUCUAGGUGUUGGAGAUAUCAUUGGUGUCAUCUUCAAGAGUAAAACCCCCUUUGAUCAAGAUAGCUGGAGUGACCCAGUCACCUUCAAGCCAACUCAUAUUGACCCCGACUUGUUCUGGGACGACGAUGGAAAGGUUUACUGUGCUACUCAUGGUGUUACUCUCCAGGAAAUCAAUCUCGAGACGGGCAAGCUCGGCCCUGAGAUGAACAUCUGGAACGGAACUGGUGGUGUAUGGCCUGAAGGACCUCAUAUCUACAAACGUGAUGGUUACUACUAUCUCAUGAUUGCCGAGGGUGGAACAGGCGAAGACCACGCAAUCACCAUCGCCCGAGCACGCAAGAUCACAGGCCCGUACGAAGGUUACAAGAACAACCCCAUUCUUACCAACCGCGGUACCUCAGAAUACUUCCAGACGGUAGGCCACGGCGACUUAUUCCAAGAUACCAAGGGCAACUGGUGGGGUCUCUGUCUCGCCACCCGCUUAGGAAAAUCUGGAGUAGCUCCCAUGGGUCGCGAAGCUGUUCUCUUCAACGCUACAUGGGAGAAGGGCGAGUGGCCCGUUUUACAGCCAGUUCGAGGCCGUAUGCCUGGUAACCUGUUACCAAAGUCUACGCGAAAUGUUCCGGGCAAAGGACCUUUCAACUCUGACCCGGACAACUACAAUCUUAAGAAAACAAAAGAAAUCCCCCCGCACUUUGUCCACCACAGAGUUCCAAGAGAGGGCACCUUCAGUCUGUCUUCAAAGGGUAUGCACAUCGUACCAAGCCGGAAUAACGUCACUGGUAGCUUGCUAUCUGGAGACGAGAUCGAGCUAUCCGGACAGCGAGGGUUAGCCUUCAUUGGUCGUCGUCAGACAGAUACUCUUUUCAAAUACAGUAUCGACCUUGACUUUGCCCCAAAGAAGGACCACCAGGAGGCUGGCAUUACCAUCUUCCGCACCCAGUUCGAUCAUAUCGACCUGGGCAUCGUCCGCCUACCACCCAAGGAGGGAGGCAACAAGAAAUCCAAACUAGCCUUCCGUUUCAGAGCAAUGGGACCAAAGGAUGUACCUAAGCCAAAGAUUGUACCUGUCCCGUCCGGAUGGGAAAAGGGUGGAAUCGGCCUGCAUAUUGAGACAGUCAAUGCGACGCACUACAACUUCAAAGCUUCAACUGACCAAGGAGGGAAGAAACUCGAGAUUGCAACAGCCUCCGCAAGUCUAGUAAGUGGAGGGAUGGGAUCGUUCGUGGGUAGUUUGGUCGGAGCUUAUGCUACCUGCAACGGCGAGGGUUCAGGAUUGGAUUGUCCUAAGGGAGGUGAUGCCUAUGUCAGCAAAUGGACCUACAAGCCUGUUGCUCAGGAAAUUGACUUUGGUGUGUUUGUCUGA
Messenger RNA from Fusarium sp. VM40, 1716 nucleotides. The record is from the annotation of a GenBank genome assembly. NCBI's taxonomy places the organism in Eukaryota, Fungi, Ascomycota, Sordariomycetes, Hypocreales, Nectriaceae.